Messenger RNA from Bactrocera latifrons, 343 nucleotides. RefSeq lists its product as uncharacterized. Lineage: Eukaryota; Metazoa; Arthropoda; Insecta; Diptera; Tephritidae. Gene Ontology annotation, cellular component: transcription regulator complex; nucleus. The record is from RefSeq and is a predicted model, not a curated record. Gene Ontology annotation, biological process: regulation of transcription by RNA polymerase II.
CCAUAAGAACGUGUGUAUUUUAAUAUUUGACAGAUGUAGCUGGCAGUCUGUCUCUCUCUAUGUGUUCAGCACAUGAGAGUAAACAAGUUGUGCAGUUGCGUAUAUGUCCGUGUCGACGUUUCCAUUCAUCCCGAUCUUGUUAUUGUCGUGUAUGUUUUAGAAAUUUUACUUUUAGUUUUGAACUGAAUUUCGACAAUGGAUGUAAACAAAAAAAUUAGUAUACGAUUGGUGGAGACUGUAGAAAAGUAUCCAUGUUUGUACAACAAUACGCUCAAAGAGUAUUGUAACAGAAAUUGCACAGAAGCGGCAUGGGUAGAGGUAGCAGAGGAGCUUUCCAGUACAC